UGUUUCUUGCUUUAUCUUUUUCCCUUUUUAUUUCUUCUGAUUCUUUUCUCAUCUGGGUUCCACCGUUUUUUCUUCAAAAAUAAAAAGCUUUGCUACACAGAUACAUAGUUUUUGGCUUGCUUGUAAAUUUCUAUUCUUUUCUCUUAUUAUUUUUUUUUUCUGGGUUUUAAAGCUUGUCUUUCAACCUUUCUUUGGUUCUGUACAUUGUAAAAGCCCCACAGUAAUUUGUUUAUUGGGUGUUGCCAAAUUUAAUUCAUAUUAUGUGUAUUACCAAUUUCAAUUUCAAGUUUUGGUGAAAAGUAAAUGGUUAUACAGUGAUAGUGCCUGGGAUGAGAGCUUCACUUGGAGAAGUUUAUAUUUUUCAAAUUAAAGAUGGGAAGGGUUAAGUUAAAGAUAAAGAGAUUAGAGAGCACUAGCAACCGGCAAGUGACUUAUUCGAAACGAAGAAAUGGGAUCCUGAAGAAAGCUAGGGAGUUAUCAAUAUUGUGUGACAUAGAUAUAGUCCUUCUCAUGUUUUCUCCGACUGGAAGGCCUACAUUAUUCCAUGGACAGCGAAGCAAUAUUGAAGAGGUCAUCACUAGAUUUGCUCAAUUAACUCCUCAGGAAAGAGCUAAAAGGAAAUUGGAGAGCCUUGAAGUUCUGAAGAAAACGUUUAAGAAGUUGGACCAUGAUGUAAAUAUUCAGGACUUUUUGGGGGCAAGCACUCAAACAGUUGAGGAGUUGACAGAUCAAGUAAGACUACUGCAAGCUCAACUUACUGAAAUACACACUAGAUUGAGCUAUUGGAGUAAUCCUAGCAAUGUCAACAGCAUGGAGCACCUUAGGCAGAUGGAAGACUCACUAAGAGACUCAAUUAAUCGCAUUCGUCUGCACAAGGAAAAUUUCGGUAGGCACCAGCUUAUGCCACUGGACUUUACCAGUCAGAAUGGAAUGCAUUUACCUUUGAUGAUGGGUGGCGUACAGAAAACGCAACCUCUAUCAUGGCUUCCAAAUACGGACAGUCAACAUCUUUUUGUACAAAAUGAGCCAAAUUUCCUCCCUGGAAGUAAUAUGGGGUGCUCAGAAGAUGGCCCCAUACCAAGCUAUUCUAGUUUCUUGGGCAAUGGUAAAGAUAUGGAGGCUGGCAACUCAGGGAAAGCUGAUAAUAUGGUACUUGGAGGUGAUCCUUUGAAUGAGUUGAGUACUGGUGCAUGCUUGAGUCUACAACUUGGGGAGCAAUUUUCAUACCCUCCAUAUGGUAGUUUGAAUAUGCCAGAUAAUAAGAAGUUGAAGCCUGAGAUGGAGAUGAACUUGCAAGGAAAUCCGGCAGUUUAUCAAGUCAGCAGCAACUUUGAAUUCCCUAGACCUGUGUAUGGCAAUGAGCAACAUGAUUGGGCUUCUGCAUCUGGGUCUUGUGGCAUUUCCAUGUUUGAUGAUAACUCAUACCAGCAGCCACAAAAUUGACUUUCCUGAGUCAAACAUAUUUUUAAAUGGAUGAGACGACUGAUAGCUGCGAAGUUGAUGUGCAUUAGACAAGUUUUUCUGUUGCUAACCAUUAUGUGUGGAGUUUGCCCUGUUACCAGAUGAAAUUUGUGAUUUAAGAAUUGCAAUCUGAGAAAAGGAUAGAUGGUUUGUUUAAUUUGUCAAGUGCUCAUGUUAGCUGUUAGUGGUGUACAAAUAGUACAUGCUCACUAGAUCAUCUGUAAAUACGUUUUAUAUGAUAGGGAUGGGUUUUUGUACAUUAUACUUUUGUAGAAAACAUAGUAAAAUCAUAGUUAUGGUUA
Mangifera indica (mango) is the source of this 1763-nucleotide messenger RNA. Its product is annotated as agamous-like MADS-box protein AGL65. The transcript has 13 exons. Gene Ontology annotation, molecular function: DNA-binding transcription factor activity, RNA polymerase II-specific; RNA polymerase II cis-regulatory region sequence-specific DNA binding; protein dimerization activity. The coding region runs from base 373 to 1443 and encodes 356 amino acids. The record is from RefSeq and is a predicted model, not a curated record. NCBI's taxonomy places the organism in Eukaryota, Viridiplantae, Streptophyta, Magnoliopsida, Sapindales, Anacardiaceae. Gene Ontology annotation, biological process: regulation of transcription by RNA polymerase II.